CUCAGGAUUGAGGAAGUGCGUCUGGGCCCGGCCGGGCGCGCGGCCCGAAACUCGGGGGGGCAGAGGGCGGAGGGAGGGACCGCCAGGCCCCGGCCCGCGCCCCGAUCCCAGGCGCCCCGAACCCCGCAGCCACAGGAGAAAGCCACCCACCAUGACUGUGCAUCCACGCCUGUAACCCACCUGCGCCUGGUGCUGGCGGCUGGGGUGACCACGGCAGGACCUGCCUUUAGGGCUCCAGCCUCAAGGGCCCAUGGCUGGCACGAGCAGACCGCCCAGCAUGUACUGGUGUGUGGGCCCGGCGGGACCGGGAUCAGCCUUGGGGCCAGAAUGCACCAUGGAGACCAGCAAUGGUGCCAGGGAGAUGGGCAGCAAGCUGUCUGUGCCCGUUGGGGAUCCCCCUGAACGCUCCCCCAGGACCCAGGACAUUCACACGGCCUACAAGCAGCGAGACGUGGGCCGAGCGCGCCGCCUGCUCAGACAGGCCUGCGAGGAGGAGGACGUGUCCCCGCAGGAGAAGGGCCAGCUUCUGGGCGUGGCUGCGGCCCACGGAGACCUGGAGACCGUGCGGUAUCUUCUCACUGAGAAGGGCGUGGAGCUGCCCACCGAGCCCACGGAUGACAACCCCGCCGUGGUAGCCACUCAUUUUGGACACACCGAAGUGGUACAGGAACUGCUGGAGUCCCUCACAGGUCCCUGCAGCCCCCAACGCCUGCUCAACUGGAUGUUGGCCCUGGCCUGUCAGCGGGGGCACCUGGGCAUCGUGAAGCUGCUGGUCCUGACCCACGGGGCCGACCCGGAGAGCUACGCCGUCAGGAAGAACGAGUUUCCCGUCAUCGUUCGCUUGCCCCUCUAUGCGGCCAUCAAGGCAGGGAAUGAAGAUAUCGCCAUAUUCCUGCUUCGUCACGGAGCCUUCUUCUGUUCCUACAUCUUGCUGGACAGUCCAAACCCCAGCAAGCACCUCCUGAAGAAGUAUUUCAUUGAAGCCAGUGCCCUGCCCAGCUCCUGUCCUGGGAAAACAGCCCUCCGAGUGCGGUGGUCCCACCUGAGGCUGCCCUGGGUGGACCUCGACUGGCUCAUCGACAUCUCCUGCCAGAUCACAGAGCUCGACCUCUCUGCCAACUGCCUGGCCUCGCUGCCGUCCGUGAUCCCCUGGGGGCUCAUCAACCUCCGGAAGCUGAACCUGGCCGACAACCACCUGGGGGAGCUGCCCUGCGUGCGCUCCUCCGAGGAGAUCAUCUGCUCCAGGCUGCUAGAAAUCGACAUUUCCAGCAAUAAACUCUCCCACCUCCCCCCUGGUUUUCUGCACCUCUCCAAACUUCAAAAACUGAUCGCUUCAAAAAACUACUUAGAAAAGUUAUUUGAAGAAGAAAAUGCCACUAACUGGAUCGGCCUCCGGAAGCUGCAGGAGCUGGACCUGAGCGACAACAGGCUGACGGAGCUUCCGGUCGCCGUCCUACACUCCUUCAAGGCCCUCACUCACCUGAAUGUGUCCAGAAACAGCCUCAAGGUGUUCCCAGACCCCUGGGCCUGCCCGCUGAGAUGUUGCAAAGCAUCUAAGAACGCCCUGGGAGCACUGCCGGACAAGAUGGCUGUCUUCUGGAAAAACCACCUGAGGGAUGUCGAUUUCUCAGAAAAUGCACUGAAAGAAGUUCCCCUGGGACUUUUCCAGCUGGAGGCCCUGGUGGUCUUGAGGUUACAGGAAAACCAGCUGAUGUCACUGCCCCCCCAGGACAAGUGGACCUGCAGACACCUCAAGACCCUGGACCUCUCCAGAAACCAGCUCGGCAAAAGUGAAGAGGGCCUGAAGACAAAGCGGAUCUCCUUUUUCACCACCAGAGGGCGCCAGCGCUCAGGGACCGAGUCAGGGUGCCCGCUGGAAUUUCCAGCCUUCCUCAGCGACACGCUGGAAGUCCUUUAUCUGAACGACAACCACCUCGAUGCCGUCCCUCCGUCCGUGUGUCUGCUGAGGAACUUGUCAGAGCUCUACCUGGGAAACAAUCCGGGCCUCCGAGAGCUCCCUCCUGAGCUGGGCCAGCUGAGCAACCUGUGGCAGCUGGACAUGGAGGACCUGCACAUCGGCAACGUGCCCGCCGACGUCCGGAAAGAAGGCCCCAAAGCGGUGCUGUCUUUCCUGCGCGCUCAGCUCCGGAAGGCAGAGAAGUGCAGACUGAUGAAGAUGAUCAUCGCGGGGCCGCCCCGCCAGGGCAAGUCCACGCUGCUGGAGAUCCUGCAGACGGGGCGGGCCCCCCAGGGGGCCCACGGGGAGGCCACCAUCCGGACCACCAAGUGGGAGCUGCAGAGGCCAGCCGGCUCCAAGGCCAAGGUGGAGUCGGUGGAGUUCAAUGUCUGGGACAUCGGCGGCCCCACCAGCAUGGCGACUGUCAACCAGUGUUUCUUCACGGACAAGGCCCUGUACGUGGUGGUGUGGAACCUGGCGCUGGGCGAGGAGGCGGUGGCCAGCCUCCAGUUUUGGCUGCUCAACAUUGAGGCCAAGGCCCCCAACGCCGUGGUGCUGGUGGUCGGCACGCACCUGGACUUGAUCGAGGCCAAGUUCCGUGUGGAGAGAGUGGCCACCCUGCGAGCCUACGUGCUGGCGCUCUGCCGCUCGCCCUCGGGGGCCAGAGCCACCGGCUUCCCCGACAUCACCUGCAAGCACCUGCAUGAGAUUUCCUGCAAGAGCCUGGAGGGCCUGGAAGGCCUGCGGCAGCUGCUCUUCCACGUCGCCUGCAACAUGAAGGACGUGGGCAGCACCAUCGGCUGCCAGCGGCUGGCGGGGAGGCUGAUCCCCAGGAGCUACCUGAACCUGCAGGAGGCGGUGCUGGCCGAGCAGCAACGGCGGAACCUGGGCGACGAGGUGCAGUACCUGACCGACAGGCAGCUAGAGCAGCUGGUGGACCAGACGCCCGGCAACGACCUCAAAGACUACGAGGACCUGCAGUCUGCCACGAACUUCCUCAUAGAGACGGGCACGCUGCUCCACUUUCCCGACACCAGCCACGGCCUCAGGAACCUCUACUUCCUCGACCCCAUCUGGCUCUCCGAGUGUCUGCAGCGGAUCUUUAACAUCAAAGGCUCCCGAUCGGUGGCCAAGAAUGGCGUGAUCCGUGCGGAAGACCUCAGAAUGCUGCUGGUGGGGACUGGCUUCACGCAGCAAACCGAGGAGCAGUACUUCCAGUUCCUGGCCAAGUUCGAGAUCGCCCUGCCCGUCGCCAAUGACAGCUACCUCCUGCCGCACCUCCUCCCAUCCAAACCCGGGCUGGACACGCACGGUAUGAGACACCCCGCGGCCAACGCCAUCCAGCGCGUGUUUAAGAUGAGCUUCGUGCCUGUCGGCUUCUGGCAAAGGUUCAUAGCGCGGAUGCUGGUCAGCCUGGCCGAGAUGGACCUGCAGCUCUUUGAAAACAAGAAGAAUACGAGAGGCCGGAACAGGAAAGUCACCAUCUACAGCUUCACGGGCAACCAGAGAAACCGCUGCAGCACAUUCCGAGUGAAAAGAAACCAGACCAUCUAUUGGCAGGAAGGGCUCCUGGUCACCUUUGACGGGGGCUACCUCAGUGUGGAAUCCUCGGAUGUGAACUGGAAAAAGAAAAAAAGCGGAGGAAUUAAAAUCAUCUGUCAAUCAGAAAUGAGAGACUUCUCCGCCAUGGCCUUUAUCACUGACCACGUCAACUCCCUGAUCGAUCAGUGGUUUCCUGCUCUGACGGCCACGGAGAGCGACGGCACCCCGCUCAUGGAGCAGUACGUGCCGUGCCCGGUGUGCGAGGCCUCCUGGGCCCACCACGCGGAUCCCGGGGAGAAAUCCGAGGGGGUGCAGUAUUUCGACAUGGAAGACUGCGUGCUGACAGCCAUUGAGAAGGACUUCAUCUCCUGCCCCCAACACCCCGAUGUCCCCGUGCCGCUCCAGGAGCUGGUGCCCGAGCUGUUCAUGACCGACUUCCCCGCCAGGCUCUUCCUGGACAACCGCGCGCUGGAGCACAGCGAGGACGAGGGCAGCGUCCUGGGCCAAGGCGGCAGCGGCACCGUCAUCUACCGCGCCCGCUACCAGAGCCAGCCGGUGGCCGUCAAGCGCUUCCACAUCAAGAAAGUCAAGAACUUCGCCAACGUGCCCGCAGACACCAUGCUGAGGCACCUGCGGGCCACGGACGCCAUGAAGAACUUCUCGGAGUUCCGGCAGGAGGCCAGCAUGCUGCACGCCCUGCAGCACCCCUGCAUCGUCUCGCUCAUCGGCAUCAGCAUCCACCCGCUCUGCUUCGCCCUGGAGCUCGCCCCGCUCAGCAGCCUCAACACCGUGCUGCCCGAGAAUGCCAGAGACGCUUCCUUUAUGCCCCUGGGGCACAUGCUUACUCAAAAAAUAGCCUACCAGAUUGCCUCGGGCCUGGCUUACUUGCACAAGAAGAAUAUCAUCUUCUGCGACUUGAAGUCAGACAACAUCCUGGUGUGGUCCCUGGACGUGAAGGAACACGUUAACAUCAAGCUGUCUGACUAUGGCAUUUCACGGCAGUCAUUUCACGAGGGAGCCCUGGGUGUGGAGGGCACUCCUGGCUACCAGGCCCCAGAGAUCAGGCCUCGCAUCGUGUAUGAUGAGAAGGUAGAUAUGUUCUCCUAUGGAAUGGUGCUGUACGAGUUACUGUCGGGACAGCGUCCCGCGCUGGGCCACCACCAACUUCAAAUCGCCAAGAAGCUGUCCAAGGGCAUCCGCCCAGUGCUGGGGCAGCCAGAGGAGGUGCAGUUCCAUCGCCUGCAGGCACUCAUGAUGGAGUGCUGGGACACAAAGCCUGAGAAGCGCCCGCUGGCCCUGUCCGUGGUGAGUCAGAUGAAGGACCCCACCUUCGCCACCUUCAAGUACCUGCUGCCCUGCGGGACGCAGACAGCCUUCUUCUCAUCCCAGGGCCAGGAGUACACCGUGGUGCUCUGGGAUGGAAAAGAAGAGUCCAGGAAUUACACCGUGGUGAACACAGAGAAGGGCCUUCUAGAAGUGCAGAGGAUGCCCUGCCCCGGCAUGAAGCUGAGCUGUCAGCUCAAGGUCCAGAACACUCUAUGGACAGCCACUGAGGAUCAGAAAAUCUACAUUUAUAGCCUCAAAGGCAUGUGCCCACUUAGCACGCCCCAGCAAGCCUUGGACACACCAGCCAUUGUCACCUGCUUCCUGGCGGUACCUGUCAUUAAUAAGAACUCCCUCCUGGUGCUGGCAGGCCUGGCGGACGGCCUGGUGGCGGCGUUUCCCGUGGCUCGGGGCGCCCCGCAGGACAGCUGCUCCUACCUGUGCUCCCACACAGCCAACCGGGCCAAGUUCCGCAUCGCCGACGCCGACGCCCGGCAGAACCCAUACCCGGUGAGCGCCAUGGAAGUGGCCAACAGCGGCUCCGAGGUGUGGUACAGCAACGGGCCCGGCCUGCUGGUCAUCGACUGUGGGACGCUGGCCAUCCACCGGCGGCUGGAGCCCUACGCCGCCCCCUCGGUGGUCGCCGCCAUGGCCUGCGGCUCCGACUGCCACGGGGAGGAGGUGGUCUGGUGCCUGGACGACAGGGCCAACGCCUUGGUGAUGUACCACGCGGCCACCUACCGCCUGUGCGCGCAGUACUUCUGCGGGGACCCCAGUCCCCUGCGGGACGUGUUUCCCGUGCAGCGGAUCGGCGCAGGGUCCCCAGGGGGCCGCACCCCCAGCCCCAAGGACACCCAGGGGGACCCCAUUGCCGACGUGAGCAUCAUCUACAGCAAGGACUUGGGGACCCAGAUCCUGAGCCAUCAGGACUCGCUGACCGACUACUGCUCCAUGUCCUCCUAUUCCUCGUCCCCGCCCCACCGGGCCACCCCAGCCCCCUCCAGCCACCCCGGCUCCCCCGCCGGCGGCUCCAGCGUGCCCUUCUCCACCGACCGCGAGGACUCCGACCGGAUGCCGGAGCCCGGUGGCAUCUGCGAUCGACCCGACCCGGACCUCAGCCCCCUGGACGGGGAGACCUUCAGCCAGCACCUCCAGGCCGUGAAGGUUUUGGCUGUGCGAGACCUCAUUUGGGUCCCCAGGCGAGGCGGUGACAUCAUUGUCAUCGGCAUGGAGAAGGAGUCCGGUGCCCAGCGGGGCCGCGUCAUCGCCGUUUUGAAAGCCCGCGAGUUGACCCCAUAUGGGGCGCUCGUGGAUGCGGCUGUGAUCUCAAAGGAAACAGUGGUGUGCUGCUUCGAGAACGAGGCUAGCGAGCGGUGCCUGGCUGUCUGGAGGGGCUGGGGGGGCAGGGAGUUUGACAUUUUCUACCAGUCCUAUGAGGAGCUGGGCAGGCUUGAGGCGACGCGCAAGAGAAGGUAAUUCGUGCAGCUAGACCUUCAGAAGGACUCCCUGAACCCGGGGCUGGCCCCCAGCCAUGCUGCUACAAGCCCUGGAAAGAACCAGAAAGAUGGAUCGAGUUCUUUCCUGAACCCCAGCUGCUCAAAAGGGCUGGGUUGUGACGGCUGGCGGGGUUGGGGCGUUCUCAGAUUCUGCGGGACGGAAUAAUCUGAAUGCCUGUGUCCCUGCUGUUGGCUUUACAACAGGGCUGGUCAGGGGGAGCUGCCUGUCCUCCUCUGUGGGUUUCCGGGGGGGGGGGGCAGGAGAGGGGGUUUCCCCCACCCACCCCACCCCUGGGUCUUUCUAGCAUAAUGGGCCUGCCCCCUUUCCAUCUUAAGCCUCAGAUGGAAUUACACUAGAGACUUCCAGUUGGGGAACAGAUCGGGGCAGGGUAAAUGGAAGGUUGUGACCCCGACACUCCCCCCCCCACCCCUAGAAUCACAGACUCAGAACAUUUCACAAGCCCCCCGAGUGCCUGGAGCGGGGGGCCCAGCUUGGGUAAGCUGAGAUCAGGUGUCUCCCCCUUCAGAAAAGGCUCAGUGUGAGAAUCUCCUAGAAGGAUCUUGAGCCAGAAGCGGGGCGCAAUCUGGGCCGGGGAUUUGGGGGGGGGGGGAUGAAUGAGUUCCUUUAAGAGCGAUCCGGAAAGCCCCGCUCAAGGCAGCCGCUCGCCUUACAUUCUUCUCCUCCGACAAAAGGAAGGAGAAACCCAAACCGCGGGGCUGGAGAAAGGGCCUGUGUUCCUGGCUCGGUCAAAUACACGCCGUCACAGUUCGUCGCCGUUGGAGCACAAGCCCUGUUUGUUUGUACAUCAUAAUCUUGUUUAUCGCUUUCACAAAUUAAGUAAUAUCUCGGUGGUUUAGGCCUCUGGUUGGGAAAGCUCACCGUCUGUCCAGAGACUUAAACCAAAUUAUGGAUGUUGCUAAACAUGAACGGUCCAUAUGGACAGCAGGCUCUGAAAAGUGAAAUUGUUAGCAGGGAUGUAUGGCUACACAGAGGGUGUUUUUAUAAAUUAUGGGUGCGCACACGCAUGUCUUUGCCAAGAUUUAGCCAUCUGACUCUGCUUUGCCCAGAAAACAAGUUCACCUUGAGAUCCUGCCACAGCUCGUGUUGAAAUCACACUUGUCUAACAACAAACCUAUGAUUCUCUGCUGGGCACCGUGGCUCACGCCUGUAAUCCUAGCCACUCAGGAUGCUGAGAUCUUCAGGAUAGCGGUUUGAAGCCAGCCCAGGCAGGAAAAAGGCAUGAGACUCUUCUCUCCAAUGAACCACCGG
Messenger RNA from Perognathus longimembris pacificus (Pacific pocket mouse), 7588 nucleotides. RefSeq names its product leucine rich repeat kinase 1 (gene Lrrk1). NCBI's taxonomy places the organism in Eukaryota, Metazoa, Chordata, Mammalia, Rodentia, Heteromyidae. Gene Ontology annotation, molecular function: ATP binding; protein binding; protein kinase activity. Gene Ontology annotation, biological process: protein phosphorylation. The record is from RefSeq and is a predicted model, not a curated record.